UUUGUUGAUAAGCUGUAGCUUUAGAUAAACAGAUCAGUUCUCAAGUACAAGACAGUUUGCAACGUUUCCAUAGACCCCACGGGUAUGCAAAAACAGAUCAAAAUCCUGGGGAGGAGAGAGAAAACAGAGUCCUCUCUCAUAUAGAGUGGUCUGAUGAUUCAGGAGAAAGAGUGGUCAGGCAAUGCCUAAUGCAAUGCUUUGAAAUAGAUGCUUGUAACGCUUCAGUUUGCAGGAUUAAUCGUAAUUAUUACUAAAAACUGCUAAAAAGAAAUGGAUUGGAUUGGACUUGUUUUAACACUAUUACUAUGUCUUCUUGCAAUUACAUCCCUUUUGAAAAAGGGCAGUCACUGGAAUAACAGCUCCGCAAAUCUUCCCCCGGGACCCAGGACCAUACCCAUUUUGGGAAAUCUGCACAGGAUGGAUCUGAAGAGGCUUUACAGAACAAUGAUACAGGUAAAGCCUGGGAUUGUUUUUGCUCAUGGUGAGAACUGGAAAGUGAUGCGACGGUUCACAUUAGCCACGUUACGGGACUACGGGAUGGGCAGGAGGACCAUUGAGGACAAAAUCAUUGAAGAGUGUGGCGUCUUAGCAAAGACGAUUGAGACUUAUGCAGGAAAAUCAUUUGGAGUCACAACAAUUAUGACGGCUGCUGUUUCCAACAUCAUAGUUUCUAUUCUAUUUGGGAAGCGCUAUGUCAUGUUCCCCGUUGUGAUGUAUACAUAUAUCACAACGGGGAAUAAGGCAACCAUCACAUGCUAUGACUAUGAAGAUGCCACAUUUCUAAGACUACUAAAGCUAAUGAGGGAAAACGUCCAGCUUUCAGCAACUCCUGUUGUGUUGAUAUAUAAUGUAUUUUCCAUGCUGGGGUUGCUUUUGGGUUCUCAUAAAACAGUAAUGAAUAACAGAAAGGAGUUGCAUGAUUUCAUACAGACCACCUUCAUAGAACGUCUCAAAGAUCUUGAUGAAAAUGACAGGAGGAGUUUUAUUGAUUCAUUUCUUGUUCGGCAAAGAGAGGAGAAUAUGAAGAUGACAAAUGGCAAAUAUUUCCAUAAUGAAAACCUUAAAGCUCUUAUAAGUGACCUAUUUGGUGCUGGUACAGAAACAUCUGCAAACAGUCUGCUCUGGGCCAUCCUCCUAAUGAUGAAGCACCCAGAAAUUCAGAGGAAGGUCCAAGAAGAAAUUGCAAAGGUAAUCGGAGAUCUACAGCCAAGGACAGACCACCGGGCCCGAAUGCCUUACACUGAUGCAGUGAUUCGUGAAGUUCACAGGUUUGCUGACAUUGUUCCAACCAAUGUGCCACAUGCAACCACCAGGGACAUAACUUUCAAAGGCUUCUUCAUUCCCAAGGGCAUGCACAUUGCUCCAUUGCUGACAUCUGUGCUCCAUGAUGAAUCUCAGUGGGAGAAACCUCAUGAAUUCUACCCUGAGCAUUUUCUUGACUCUGAGGGAAAAUUUGCAAAAAACGCUGCAUUCCUGCCUUUCUCUGCAGGUUGGAGAGCAUGUGCAGGUGAGAACCUUGCCAAAAUGGAGCUCGUCCUCUUCUUUACCAGCCUGCUGCAGAGAUUUACCUUCCAGCCACCCCCAGGAACAUCUAAAGAUGAUCUGAACCUGACCCCUGCAGUUGGGUUUACAGCCCCUCCCAUGCUGUACAAAACCUGUGCUGUUUUACAUUGAUCCAACAGAAAAAAAAUAUGAAAAGCUGUUUUCUCAGCCUUUGAAAUGGCUUUAUUUUGACACAUUGGCAAAAUCUGACAACAUGAUGCCAGAUUGUCUAAGUUUAAGAUCUUGUUGAGGAGCUGAAUUGUAAUGAUCUAUAGAUACAUAAAAUGUAGAUGCUGAUAGGGAAGAAUAGUCUGGAAAUGAUUAAAAGCAAAAAGCUUUGUAUUGUUUUUACUGACUUUUUCUUUUGGGGCCCUUGUUUCCUUUGCCUUUUACUAUUUUUCCUCCUCUUUGACUUUCUGUUUCUGUUUAGUAUUUUUGGUCUGUUUUGCUUUACCUAAAAAGAGUAAUUUUAAGUA
Molecule: messenger RNA, 2018 nt
Organism: Candoia aspera
Lineage: Eukaryota; Metazoa; Chordata; Lepidosauria; Squamata; Candoiidae
Product: cytochrome P450 2C15-like
Exons: 9
Coding region: 271-1674 (467 amino acids)
Biological process (GO): xenobiotic metabolic process
Cellular component (GO): intracellular membrane-bounded organelle; cytoplasm
Molecular function (GO): heme binding; iron ion binding; oxidoreductase activity, acting on paired donors, with incorporation or reduction of molecular oxygen, reduced flavin or flavoprotein as one donor, and incorporation of one atom of oxygen
Source: RefSeq, a predicted model, not a curated record